AUGGCUCGAAGAAGAAAGUUAAAUAUUCGACAUCGAGCAAGUGAUAAUGAAGGAAUUCAGUCUACUUCAAAUAAUACAAACUCAACCAAUGUAGAAGGAAGUAAUGUUGCAGAAACUCGUUCUAGUCCUUGUCAUGCAGAAGGUGUCAUACGUGAGUCUGUAGAAUCUCACUCAAUUCCCUCUGAUAUAGAAGUUGAAGAAGAACAAAUUGAAAAAGAAGUAGAGCCUAAACGGGCUAGAGGUCCUACAAAAAUGUUAGAUGUAUGGGAAAUGGAAGAUGGUGAUUUAAUAAUCGUUAAUUUGGACAAAUAUGGUCGACCCAUUGGUGAGGAAGGGACAACUCUAACUCGUUUCAUUGGUAGCGUAGCUAGAAGGUAUCAAUAUGCUCCUAUCAACUACAAGUCAUGGAAAGUUAUGCCAAAUGAUUACAAAGAAGAAAUGUUGAAAUUAAUAGAGAGUAAAUUUGAGUUUGUUCCUCCAAUAAAUGACUUAGCAAGAGAAAUGUUAAAAUCUGAGCUGAAUGAGAAAUGGAGGCAAUGGAAGGGUGAUCUAAAGUCAAUGGCAUAUGACCCUACUAAAACAGAAGAAGAAGUUGCAUCUCUUGUACCAGAUGAUAGGGUUGACCCAAAUCAAUAUCGUGGUUUGGUUCAUCAUUGGUUUUCUGAUGAAGGACAAAAAAUAAGUAAAAUUAAUAGGCAAAAUCGUGUUAAGUUUGAAGAUGUUCAUUGUAUGGGUUCAAAAAGUCUCCCAAAGUUUAUUGAUGAGAAGGGCAAAGGAGUGUUGCCUGGACGUAAAGAGAUUUACAUUGAUACCCACACUCGUAAAGAUGGAACAAUUGUCAAUGAAAAGGCUGCAAGAUUGAUUUACUACAUGCUUUGA
This is a messenger RNA of Cicer arietinum (chickpea), 879 nucleotides long. The record is from RefSeq and is a predicted model, not a curated record. NCBI's taxonomy places the organism in Eukaryota, Viridiplantae, Streptophyta, Magnoliopsida, Fabales, Fabaceae.